AUGCCGAUAACCAAAGACACAAUCGGACCAACUCGACUCGCAUAUAUCGUGACCGAAACAGCCCGAGUGCUCGAUUGUGCCCAAAUCCCCUACAUCCUAUGGGGCUGGCAAGCCCUCAGUUUCUACGGAAUCAACGAGGAUUUCCCCAGAGGCGAUUUCGUGGUCCCUGAUGGGGAAAUCCACUCAACAUUCCUUGCUAUAAUCGAAGCCGGCCACGACAUUUGCUUGGAUAAGCACUGCUCAGAGUUCCAGGAAGACCGUGAUCAUCAUAUGGCCUUUUCCGACAUACCCGGUAGACCCGCGCGAGAUCGAUACCACCCCGUCGGCGAGUUCCAUUUCCACCCCUAUGGAAAACACACCACGAUAACUUUUCACGGACACCACUACGGGUUACUCAUCAAGUAUAAGCCUUCCUCUCUUCUUUGGUGGAUGAAAGAGAAUGAAUUUCUCUUCCUGGGCCACCCUCCUCGUGAUCAUCCUCGGGUUACGCUUUCGGACGAUCCUCUCCUCCCGGCUCACAAGCCAUGGGGACCUACUGGUCCAUGGACGGGCAUGUAUCAGGUCAAGAUCCUCAACGAGGUGACUUUCUGCAAGUCCGUCGAGAAACUGUGCAAGAGGGAUGGAGAGGACCGUCCUAACGCUCCCAUUAAUAAGCUCUGGCGGUUGAUGAUCCAUUCUCUGACGCCGCCUUGUGAAGAUGUGAUGUUGGAGCAUGACGAUGGCUUCACGACAGAUACAGAUGACGAGGAUGACGACGCCUUUUUCGACGACAAGAUCUGCGAACCUCUCUCCGGUGCGGACAUAGAUGGAGAAAAGAUAGUGUGGCGUGAAAUCCGUUGGACUUGA
Molecule: messenger RNA, 846 nt
Organism: Aspergillus mulundensis
Lineage: Eukaryota; Fungi; Ascomycota; Eurotiomycetes; Eurotiales; Aspergillaceae
Exons: 1
Coding region: 1-846 (281 amino acids)
Source: RefSeq, a predicted model, not a curated record